AUGUCUUACCAAACACCACCAGCCUAUUCCCCAAUGUCUUUUUCUUCUUCAGCAUCUCCUUCAUCCUCAGACACAAACACAGGAGCGAGCGCACCACGAACCAAGCGCGCCCGCGUAUCCGCAGAACACACCCUAAACCGCGUGCGAGAAAACCAACGACGACACCGUGCCCGCCAACGCGACCACGUCGCUUCACUGGAACUCAAGCUGGCCGAGACAGAAAGACUACUAGUAGAAGCAAGAGCAGAAAUCGCCUUACUCCGACAACAAGCCGCAGAAAGAGACGCAUACGGCGAUGGAAACAUGGAAAGUGGAAUAUUAGAAAAAGACAUGAUAUCCAUCACGCCACCACUAUCGACUCAAAACCAAACCGCACUAUUCCUCAUCCCGGCACAAAACGACAACAUCAACACCAGCAACACACCCCUCUCCCUCGCCAACCCAACCCCAACCCCAACCCCAACCGCCGGACCCCCACCCUGCUGCUCCGACCCCCCAACCACCACAACUCCCCAACCCACAUCCCCCUCCGACCCCGAAUGCACAACCUGUAAAACGCGGCCCCCACCUUCUCCAACGGAAAGUACUACGCUCUGCGCACAAGCGUACGUAUUGAUUCGGCAGCAAAACUUUAGGAAUCUGGAUCCGCAGUCGAUUCGGGUGUGGUUGGCGCAGGGGUUGCGGCGGGCGCAGAGGGAAGGGGAGGGGUGUAGGGUUGAGAAUGGGGCGUUGUUGCGGUUGUUGGAUUUUAUUAGUGGUGUUUAG
Messenger RNA from Bipolaris victoriae FI3, 765 nucleotides. RefSeq lists its product as hypothetical. The coding region runs from base 1 to 765 and encodes 254 amino acids. The transcript has 2 exons. The record is from RefSeq and is a predicted model, not a curated record. Lineage: Eukaryota; Fungi; Ascomycota; Dothideomycetes; Pleosporales; Pleosporaceae.